Molecule: messenger RNA, 777 nt
Organism: Topomyia yanbarensis
Lineage: Eukaryota; Metazoa; Arthropoda; Insecta; Diptera; Culicidae
Product: lysozyme c-1
Exons: 5
Coding region: 232-660 (142 amino acids)
Molecular function (GO): lysozyme activity
Source: RefSeq, a predicted model, not a curated record
GUUGCUAUUUUCAUAGAGUAUAGAAUCUAUGGGAAGAACCGGUUUAAUUUGAUGCUGUAGCUCGCUCAGUAGGUAGUUAGUGCAGUUGAGUUGAAAUGCUGUGAGUGAAGUGUGGAAUUUGUUAUAAGAACUACAUGAACACGAAAUACUGCGGGAAGCACGACCGGGAAGAAACGCUCCUAACCAUCGACCAGUCUAGCUUAGUUUUCGAGUCUAGAAAGUUGCUUCGGAAUGAUCGUGGGAUACUACUUGACACUGGUCGUACUGUUGAUAGCUUGCAAAUCAGGGCAAGCCAAAGUGUUCCAGAAGUGUCCGUUGGCGAGACAAUUGGACAAUCAUCAAAUUUCAAGGACAUUGAUUUCGAACUGGAUUUGUCUAGCUAACGCCGAGAGUGGUGGUGAAACUUCUAAGAAAGUAUCUUUGGACAAUCUCACCACGAGUUACGGUAUUUUUCAGAUCAACAGUAAGGAAUGGUGCCGUGUGGGACGCAAGGGUGGAAAGUGUAACAAGAAUUGCGAAGCUUUCCUAACGGACGAUAUCUCAGACGACAUUGAGUGCGCCAAAUUAAUUCACAAGGAUCAAGGCUUCUCCUACUGGAAAGGUUGGGUAAGCAAGUGCAAGCAAAAACCGCUGCCCGACAUUUCCAGCUGUUGGAACUGAAGCCCGCCGAAACCACACAGCAAUGGCUUGGGUAGAGUGUAAAUAAGUAAGAAAUCGGUAUAAAUAUGCCACUGUUAUGAUUAAAGAGGAAAUAAAUUCGGAACAGUAUAAAAUGAA